AGAGGGGCUUGCGGGCGGCGGCGGAGGGACCGCGGGGAGGGGGCGCCGAGCGGCGGCAGCGCAGAGACUCUCAUUGCGCGCCGGGGGGCGCCCUUCCUCGCUCGCGCCCGCGCGACCGCGCGCCCCAGUCCCGCCCCGUCCGGCUCACCGCCCCAGACACAGCGCUCGCCGAGGUUCUCUCGGACCCUGAUCUUACCCGCGGGCACCCUGCGCUCUGCCUGCCGCGAAGACCGGCUCCCCGACCCGCAGAAGUCAGGAGAGAGGGUGAAGCGGAACAGCACGAGGCGGGGCAGCCUCCCGGAGCAGCGCCGCGCAGAGCCCGGGACAAUGGGGCCGCGGCGGCUGCUGCUGGUGACCGCCUGCUUCAGUCUGUGCGGCCCGCUGUUGUCUGCCCGCACCCGGGCCCGCAGGCCAGAGUCAAAAGCAACAAAUGCCACCUUAGAUCCCCGGUCAUUUCUUCUCAGGAACCCCAGUGAUAAAUAUGAACCAUUUUGGGAGGAUGAGGAGAAAAAUGAAAGUGGGCUAACUGAAUACAGAUUAGUCUCCGUCAAUAAAAGCAGUCCUCUUCAAAAACCACUUCCUGCGUUCAUCUCAGAAGAUGCCUCCGGAUAUCUGACCAGCUCCUGGCUGACACUCUUUGUCCCAUCUGUGUACACCGGAGUGUUUGUAGUCAGCCUCCCACUAAAUAUCAUGGCCAUCGUUGUGUUCAUCCUGAAAAUGAAGGUCAAGAAGCCGGCGGUGGUGUACAUGCUGCACCUGGCCACGGCAGAUGUGCUCUUUGUGUCUGUGCUCCCCUUUAAGAUCAGCUAUUACUUUUCCGGUAGUGAUUGGCAGUUUGGGUCUGAAUUGUGUCGCUUUGUCACUGCAGCAUUUUACUGUAACAUGUACGCCUCUAUCUUGCUCAUGACAGUCAUAAGCAUUGACCGGUUUCUGGCUGUGGUGUAUCCCAUGCAGUCCCUCUCGUGGCGUACUCUGGGAAGGGCUUCCUUCACUUGUCUGGCCAUCUGGGCUUUGGCCAUCGCAGGGGUAGUGCCUCUGCUCCUCAAGGAGCAAACCAUCCAGGUGCCCGGGCUCAACAUCACCACCUGUCAUGAUGUGCUCAAUGAAACCCUGCUCGAAGGCUACUAUGCCUACUACUUCUCAGCCUUCUCUGCUGUCUUCUUUUUUGUGCCACUGAUCAUUUCCACGGUCUGUUAUGUGUCUAUCAUUCGAUGUCUUAGCUCUUCCACAGUUGCCAACCGCAGCAAGAAGUCCCGGGCUUUGUUCCUGUCAGCUGCUGUUUUUUGCAUCUUCAUCAUUUGCUUCGGACCCACAAACAUCCUCCUGAUUGCACAUUACUCAUUCCUUUCUCACACUUCCACCACAGAGGCUGCCUACUUUGCCUACCUCCUCUGUGUCUGUGUCAGCAGCAUAAGCUGCUGCAUCGACCCCCUAAUUUACUAUUACGCUUCCUCUGAGUGCCAGAGGUACGUCUACAGUAUCUUAUGCUGCAAAGAAAGUUCCGAUCCCAGCAGUUAUAACAGCAGUGGGCAGUUGAUGGCAAGUAAAAUGGAUACCUGCUCUAGUAACCUGAAUAACAGCAUAUACAAGAAGCUGUUAACUUAGGAAAAGGGACUGCUGGGAGGUUAAAAAGAAAAGUUUAUAAAAGUGAAUAACUUGAGGAUUCUAUUAGUCCCCACCCAAAUUUUAUUGACUUCACCUCCUAAAACAACAGAUGUACGACUUGCAUGCCUGCUUUUUAUGGGAGCCAUCAAGCAUGUAUUUUUGUCAAUUACCAGAAAGAUAACAGGACGAGAUGACCAUGUUAUUCCAAGGGAAUAUUGCCAAUGCUACAGUAAUAAAUGAAUGUCACUUUUGGAUAUAGCUAGGUGACAUAUACAUAUUUAUAUGUGUGUAUAUGUAGAUGUAUGCACACACAUAUAUUAUUUGCAGUGCAGUAUAGAAUAGGCACUUUAAAACACUCUUUCCCCCUCACCCCAGCAAUUAUGGAAAUAAUCUCUGAUUCCCUGAUUUAAUAUGCACAGUCUAGGUUGGUAGAGUUUAGCCCUGAACAUUUGAUGGUGUUCAUCAACAGUGAGAGACUCCAUAGUUUGGGCUUGUACCACUUUUGCAAAUAAGUGUAUUUUGAAAUUGUUUGACAGCAAGGUUUAAGUUAUUAAGGGAUAAGACUUAGUACUAUCUGUGCGUAGAAGUUCUAGUGUUUUCCAUUUUAAACAUAUCCAAGUUUGAAUUCCUGAAAUUAUGGAAACAGAUAAAAAGCCUCUGUCUUGAUGGGUAGUAUUUUUUACAUUUUACACACUGCACACAAUAAGCCAAAACUGAGCAUAAGUCCUCUAGUGAACGUAGGCUGGCUUUCAGAGUAGCCUAUUCCUGAGAGCUGCAUGUGUCCGCCCCCGACGGAGGACUCCAGGCAGCAGACACAUGCCAGGGCCAUGUCAGAUAUAGAUUGGCCAGAAACCUUCCUGCUGAGCCUCACAGAAAGCAAUGAGACUGGGGCCACCACAUUUGCUCCAUCCUCCUGGGAUUGGCUGUGAACUGGUCAUGUUUAUGAGAAACUGGCAAAGCAGAAUGUGAUAUCCUAGGAGGUAAUGACCAUGAAAGACUUCUCUACCCAUCUUAAAAACAACGAAAGAAGGCAUGGACUUCUGGAUGCCCAUCCGCUGGGUGUAAACACAUCUAGUAGUUGUUCUGAAAGGUCAGUUCUGAUAUGGAAGCACCCAUUAUGCGCUGUGGCCACUCCAAUAAGUGCUGGGUGUACAGAGUGGAAUAAGACCGAGACCUGCCCUCAAGAGCAAAGUAGAUCACGUAUAGAGUGUGAUGUAUGUGUAAUAAAUAUGUUUCACACAAACAAGGCCUGUCAGCUAAAGAACUUUGAACAUUUGGGUUACUAUUUCUUGUGGUUAUAACUUAAUGAAAACAUAAUGCAGUACAGGACAUAUAGUUUUUAAAAUAAGUCUGAUUUUAAUUGGGCACUAUUUAUUUACAAAUGUUUUUCUUAAUAGAUUGCUGAAAUCAGGUUUUCUUUUAAGAAUCAAUUAUGUCAGUCUGCUUAGAAAUAACAGAAGAAAAUAGAAUUGACAUUGAAAUCUGGGAAAAUUAUUCUAUAAUUUCCAUUUACUUAAGACUUAAUGAGAUUUUAAAAGCAUUUUUUAACCUCCUAAGUAUCAAGUAUAGAAAAUCUUCAUGGAAUUCACAAAGUAAUUUGGAAAUUAGGUUGAAACAUAUCUCUUUUUUCUUAUGAAAAAUGGUAGCAUUUUAAACAAAAUAGAAAGUUGCAAGGCAAAUGUUUAUUUAAAAGAGCAGGCUGGGUGUGGUGGCUCAUGCCUAUAUUCCCAGCACUUUGGGAGGCCGAGGAGGGUGGAUCACGAGGUCAGGAGAUCGAGACCAUCCUGGCUAACACGGUGAAACUCCGUCUCUACUAAAAAUGCAAAAAAAAUUAGCCGGGCGUGGUGGCGGGCACCUGUAGUCCCAGCUACUCGGGAGGCUGAGGCAGGAGAAUGGCAUGAACCCAGGAGGCGGACCUUGCAGUGAGCCGAGAUCGCGCCACUGCACUCCAGCCUGGGUGACAGAGCAAGACUCCAUCUCAAAAAAUAAAUAAAAAAUAAAAAAGUAAAAGAGCAAACUAUUUCCAAAUACCAUAGAAUAACUUACAUAAAAGUAAAUAACUGUAUUGUAAGUAGAAGCUAGCACUGGUUUUAUUAAUUUAGUGACUAUAUUCAUUUUAUCUAAAUCAGUGGAGAUUUACUGUCAUUGUUUAUUAGUCUGUAUAUAUUAAAAUAUGCUAUCAUUAAUGUACUUACAAAAUAGUAUGUCACUGUUUUUAUGUUCACUCUUAAAAACGUAACCUAUAUUAAUAAAUGUGAACAUUUGCUUGG
Messenger RNA from Pongo pygmaeus (Bornean orangutan), 3875 nucleotides. RefSeq names its product coagulation factor II thrombin receptor (gene F2R). The transcript is spliced from 2 exons. The record is from RefSeq and is a predicted model, not a curated record. The coding region runs from base 328 to 1605 and encodes 425 amino acids. Lineage: Eukaryota; Metazoa; Chordata; Mammalia; Primates; Hominidae. Gene Ontology annotation, biological process: thrombin-activated receptor signaling pathway; positive regulation of Rho protein signal transduction; positive regulation of blood coagulation. Gene Ontology annotation, cellular component: plasma membrane. Gene Ontology annotation, molecular function: thrombin-activated receptor activity.